AUGCCAAGAGUAAAAAAUUCACGUGUCCGAAGACGUAAAAACCCCGCCAGUCCAACGUUGCCCGAUGUCAAUCCGACCAAUUUGAAAGAAGUUAGAGCCGAAAAACCAAAACUUCAUAUCCUAUUGAGCGGUACUCCACCACCACAAGUGGCGAACUUGCCGCCACCACCUGCAGUCGAAAACUUGCCGCCACCACCACCCCGAGUUGAGAUAACUUCCGUGGUGCCGGGAAGUUCAGAGAACGAUGUCUCAAAAUGGCCUGCUACGGCCUCCUACGAGUACAGCGCACAGAAUUGUGUAGGUGAACGACUCACUGCGACUGCGAAGAAAUCAAUCGAAGAAGGAGCCAAAAACAAGAUAUGUUGUUCAUGUGGACCAGGUGUCGACUGCUCCACGAACAAAAACUGCGAAUGUUAUAAAGUUGCCGCUGAACUCAUGAAAACGUAUACAAUAAAGAGAAGAGGAAACAGAAAAGACUACAAGUGUCAAACUCUAACCGAUAGAGGGCUCAAAGUGGUAAAGGACAUGUAUUACAAACAAAUGUUCUUCAACUGUGGGGCAGAAUGUACAUGUGGCCCAUCAUGCGGAAUGAAAGUCCUUUUGAAAAGUGACGAGAAUCAAGCUGAAAAAUUCUUCAUUCAAAGAAGAAAUCUCGAUAUUGGGUUCAGUGUUUUCACCAAGGAGCCUAUUGAAGAAGGAACCGUUGUCGCAUGUCUCAAUGGAGAAAUCUGUGGAGAAAGGCUCGUCAACACUGACGAGACCGUGGCAGAAUACUCAAUGACUCUCAUUGAUGAAAACGAUAUGCUGUUGAAGUUCAUUUCGAAAACAAAUCGGUUGGGAAAUCAACAAAAGAAGUACUUCAAGAAACUCAUGUCGAAGGGAACAGGAAAAAAAAUGUCAACAGAAUGUAUUUCUGUGAAUACCGCCCAGAAAGGUAACUUCACGAGAUUUCUCUCGCACUGUUGCAGACCGAAUUCAAUGGUUUUGCGAUCGUAUCAAGGUGGCUUGUCAAUCACCGACAUCAGACUGUUCUUCAUUGCCACUCGAAGAAUUGAAGCUGGAGAAGAAGUCACAAUUGACUAUGGAGCGGCGUACAAAAAAGAGAGAUUGGUCAACUGCCUGUGUGGGCAUUGCCUCUCAAAGAAACCACGAAAGGCUCCUCGUCAAUCCAACCAACCAGCGAGUCAAGUUGCGGUUGAAGAACAAGAAAGAGAUGUUGAUUACCAAGAGCCUCAAAAUGCAAGGAAUCAAGCGGAAAGUCGCUCUACUCGUACUCGCAAGCGCAGUAAACCUAUGCGUUCUUCACCGCCUAUUCAAAAUAAUGAGGAUCAACUGUCUAGAAAAAAGAAAAGAUCAACAGAUACACUGGAUCAAAACUGA
This is a messenger RNA of Caenorhabditis remanei, 1380 nucleotides long. RefSeq lists its product as uncharacterized. NCBI's taxonomy places the organism in Eukaryota, Metazoa, Nematoda, Chromadorea, Rhabditida, Rhabditidae. Bases 1 to 1380 code for a protein of 459 amino acids. The record is from RefSeq and is a predicted model, not a curated record. Gene Ontology annotation, molecular function: protein binding. The transcript is spliced from 9 exons.